GGGAUGAAUUUGCUGAAGAUUUGUGAAAAGGAAUGGUCCAAGAUUUGCCUUGAUGCUUGUGCACCUGCAUUAGCAGAGAAACUAGGAUGGCCCGUGCCAUCCCAGUCAGUCCUGGGGCCCAUUUCUCCUUAUUAUAUUAAGCGUUAUGGGUUUAGCCCGGACUGUAAAAUAGUAGCAUUUACAGGAGACAAUCCAGCAUCACUGGCAGGGAUGAGACUUCAGGAAGGCGAUAUUGCAAUUAGCCUUGGCACAAGUGACACAUUGUUUCUUUGGAUCCAAAAACCAACUCCUGCCUUAGAAGGUCAUAUCCUCUGCAGCCCCGUUGACUCUCAAGCAUAUAUGGCACUUUUAUGUUUUAAGAACGGGUCUCUGAUGAGAGAGAGGAUCAGAGAUGACUGUGCUGCAGGCUCCUGGGAUGAAUUCUCCAAAGCCCUAACGUCUACUGUUGCUGGAAACAAUGGAAAUUUGGGUUUCUACUUUGAUGUGAUGGAAAUUACUCCUGAAGCUGUUGGGAUUCACAGAUUCAACAGAGACAACCAAAAGGUUUCAAACUUCCCAAAGGAGGUGGAGAUACGAGCAUUGAUCGAAGGGCAGUUCAUGGCCAAGAGGAUUCAUGCUGAAAAGCUGGGAUAUAAAGUCAGUAAGUGUGAUGGAAAAGCUGCAGAUCUAUUGGCACUAGAGAUCAAGCAGAAAGAUAGGAGUCUGGAAAGGCGUGUUG
This is a messenger RNA of Tinamus guttatus (white-throated tinamou), 718 nucleotides long. The record is from RefSeq and is a predicted model, not a curated record. NCBI's taxonomy places the organism in Eukaryota, Metazoa, Chordata, Aves, Tinamiformes, Tinamidae.